Messenger RNA from Anthostomella pinea, 648 nucleotides. Lineage: Eukaryota; Fungi; Ascomycota; Sordariomycetes; Xylariales; Xylariaceae. The record is from the annotation of a GenBank genome assembly.
AUGGCAGCCCUACCAGACCUACCGGCAAACUAUGCAGCAGCCUUGAAACUCAUAGACGAGGCCCACGCCGACGACCCCAAGACCAUCCCGAGCGCGGAUGGGGACGGCACGAUACCGUACGAGCUGCACUACGCGCAGAAAAUGACGCGCUGGCUCGCCCUGCGAUGGCCAGAUGCGUCGUCGACGUUGCAGCUUGCGUGUCGAGCUCAACACUUCAGGAGAUGGGAAAUCCCACGCAACACAUUCCCCAUGACGCGCCCGGGCUACCUAACCUGGCGCGCAAAGCAAAAAGCGCAAGCAGCCUCAGAAAUCAGCACCCUCCUCUCGCCCUCCCCUUCCUCCUCCUCCUCCUUCGCCAUCAGCCCGCCCAUCCCAGCAGACGCCAUCGAGCGCAUCGCGUUCCUGAUCCGCAAGGAGAACCUCAAGGCGGACGAGGAGACGCAGGUGCUCGAGGACGUGGCGUGUCUCGUGUUCCUCGACGACCAGCUCGACGACUUCGAGCAGAAGGAGGACAUCGACGAGGACAAAAUCGUCGGCAUCCUGCGCAAGACUUGGGUUAAGAUGAGUGAUGUGGGCCAGGGGCUUGCGCUGGAGAUGCGGAUGAGUGAGAGGGCGAAGGCGCUUAUUGGGAAGGCUUUGGCGGGUUGA